AAGCACUGGAGGGGGUGGGGAGCAAAUCAAUUUGUUUGAAAACAAAUGUGCUUUUGACAUAGUUAUAGUACAAAAUGCGGCCAGAUUUAAAUAUUACCAGCGACAGUGACUUGGAAGCUGUGUUGGAAGAGUUCAAGCAGAAGGUGGAGCGGCGCAAUAGUGCUGGCUCGGCCAAGUACACGUGCAGCAUUGAGAACUGCGGGGCCACAUUCAAGCGUCUCGACCAAUUGGAUCGGCACGAGUUCCACCACACGGGCAAAAAGAAGCAUGCCUGUACGUAUGAGGGCUGCGACAAGACCUACUCAAUUGUCACACACUUGAAGCGGCAUCUGCGUAGCACCCACGAGCGAACCGAAGAUGCGGCACAGAAAAACGUUAAAUGCUCAGUGCUGGAGUGCAAAAAGAUGUUCACAUCCGACAGCAACAUGCAGCGUCAUGUGCGUGAGGCCCACGACAGUCCCAGGGUGUACCCAUGUGGACACUGCCCAGCCAAGUUUUCGCAAAAGUUGAAGCUGAAGCGGCACGAGAUCCGGGAGCACACCAAAGACUAUCCGUAUCGAUGCAGCAAGUGUAGCCGCGGCUUCUACCAGGAGUGGCAGCGGGAGAGCCAUCAGGGCAGCUGCAAGCUCUACUCCUGUCCCGGCUGUGACCUGCAGUUCGACAAGUGGACGAUCUACACGAAGCAUUGCCGCGACACGCUGCAUAGACGGCAGCGGAACAAAUGCGAGCACUGCGAGAGCAGCUACGCCAAGCCCAGCGAUCUCAGGCUUCACAUGGAGGCCAAGCACAAGGACUCGGUGGGGGCUUUUGCAUGCACCGAGGAGGGUUGCUCUCGCACCUAUUCAUACGAGCGUAAUUUGCGCCAACACCAGCUGGCGGCGCACACCGGAAGGCGCUUCGAGUGUCAAGCCAUCAACUGCGGACGCUGCUUCAGCAGUGCCCAGAACCUGUCCAAGCAUCUGGCACGGGAUCACAACGAUGGAAAAGAGAAGGUGGAGAAGGAGAAGUCGAAGUCAAAUUCGAAGACCCGCAAGCGUCGUCGCGAUGCUGGUCGCACCAAACAUUCCAGGCUGUCAAAGCUGACCUGCCUGCAGCUGGAGAAGGAUGUGGAUGAGGAGGUGCGCCAACGCAAGUCCCCGGCUUUGAAGAAAGUCGCUGAAUAUCUGGUUGAAGAAGAUCCCUUGCAGCAGCUGAUUAGCGCGACUCUACAAGACGAUGAGGCAGUGGACUAAAGAUACGCAUCUUCCGUU
Messenger RNA from Drosophila persimilis, 1250 nucleotides. Its product is annotated as zinc finger protein 808. The coding region runs from base 75 to 1232 and encodes 385 amino acids. The record is from RefSeq and is a predicted model, not a curated record. The transcript is spliced from 2 exons. NCBI's taxonomy places the organism in Eukaryota, Metazoa, Arthropoda, Insecta, Diptera, Drosophilidae. Gene Ontology annotation, biological process: regulation of DNA-templated transcription. Gene Ontology annotation, molecular function: DNA-binding transcription factor activity, RNA polymerase II-specific; RNA polymerase II cis-regulatory region sequence-specific DNA binding.